ACAUAUACCCAGCUUUCAUGAAGGCAAGCCAUUUUUGCCCUUCUUCAGAUUUGCAGACAAACCAACACGACAGGUCCAGGCAUUCACUCGUCAGAUAUUAUUCGCGCAAGGAGAGUUUGACGACAUGCCUAAUUUCGAUGGCAAGGUGGCCCUCAUCACCGGUGCAUCUUCGGGAAUAGGCGAAGGAACUGCUGUUCACUUGGCUUCACUGGGUUGUUGGCUUUCGCUAACGGCCAGGAACAUGGUCGCUCUGGAAGCUGUGGCGGAGAGGUGUAGGGCGGAAGGUGUUCCCAAGGACAAGGUGAGACAUGUUGCGCCAUACUCAAUUAGCAAAGCUGGACUGGAUCAGCUUACUCAAGUAUCUGCAUUGGAGCUUGCCAAGUAUGGGAUUCGUGUUAAUGCUGUGAAUCCAGCCAUAACUGACACGAAGAUGGUGUUUGGACAUAUCAAGAAUGUCGAUGACAAGAAACAGAGGGUAUUGGAGGUGGGUUCCGAGAUGCCUCUCGGCAGGAUUGGAACUGUGGAUGACGUGGCCCGUGCUAUCGCAUUCCUGGCCUCAGACGACGCCUCCUUCAUCACUGGUCACCUGCUUACAGUCGACGGCGGUUGCAUUUUAUCUGGCAUGCCAGGUUCUCGGCGGUUUCAUACGGUGAAAUCGACCGCACUACGUUCUGGCGAAAAUGUUACUCUUAGCCACUGAUAUCAGGUGAUCAUACUUAUUGGAACAAUACUGUUCUAUA
Molecule: messenger RNA, 740 nt
Organism: Rhipicephalus sanguineus (brown dog tick)
Lineage: Eukaryota; Metazoa; Arthropoda; Arachnida; Ixodida; Ixodidae
Exons: 6
Coding region: 125-700 (191 amino acids)
Source: RefSeq, a predicted model, not a curated record